Molecule: messenger RNA, 1049 nt
Organism: Umbelopsis ramanniana AG
Lineage: Eukaryota; Fungi; Mucoromycota; Umbelopsidomycetes; Umbelopsidales; Umbelopsidaceae
Exons: 3
Coding region: 366-821 (151 amino acids)
Source: RefSeq, a predicted model, not a curated record
UGAUCGUUUGUAUUACUCAUGAUUUGGAGUUAUGGGUUACGACAAACCAACACAUAACUCGAAAUUUUUAAUUUUUUGGUUUAGGCACUGGAUCAACACAAAAUUGAUUGACAGCCACAGGAUAAGCUGAAUCAGCCAUACUGCUGCUGUGAAUGGAACAUCGAAGGUCGAGAUACUUCGUUUGGCUGGAAAAUGAAUAGAAGUCAAUUAUAUGACGCAAUGACUACCUGUUUAAGGCAUGACCAGAUGGUAAUACCUUCCGCUCCUACCAAUACAAGUAUCCAGGAAUACGGAACUCCCGACCAUUUCAUUUUAUAUCCUGUAUUUUAUUCAAUCCACCAAAGGUUUUCUUAAAACAUCACUCCAUGCGAUUCGGAAGAAAACAACCUGAAGUGCCCAUCAUCUUGCCUGCAAAAGAUGCCAAGGUACUUGCACAGUACAAGAGCAGAGUUGAAGUAUUUGACCGCAUGUUUAAAUGCUGCUGCUGUUGGAUCGGCUGGGACAUGCUUCUUGAUUUGAUACCCGUGCUUGGCAAGACUAUCUCGCUGUUCUUUGCCAUUGCUUUGUAUCGCUUGGCAUGUACAGCUAAUAUUUCACAUGAGGUCAAGUCGCAGAUGCGAUGGCACACAACGGUGAAUUUUGUGAUCGGGCUGAUACCCAUAGUUGGCUUAGUGUUUGACAUACUUUACCAGGCAAACGCGAAGAACUUGAGAAUUCUCGAGCAAUUUUUAUAUAAUCGAGCAAGAACCAACUCUGCUCAGCCACUAGAUGCAAGCGUUGCGCCCUCCAAACAUGUUUCGAUAGAACCAACCCUCGUCUGAUCAUGCUGUACUCAUCACCUUAUAUAUGACCAUUUAAUUUUUUUUUUGAAAAGAUAAAAGUACAGGGCUCUAUUCAAUAAAAUUUCCACUGAAAGAUAAACUGAACAUCGGACUCACUGCUGUAUUUCGGUACGCCAUUCCUUUGACUUUGUCUUUGUAUGUUUAAGGAAAACCGACCAACUUCUUUGGUUGUGGCGCUUAACUCGCCGUUCUUUUUGUCAAAAAAAG